Molecule: messenger RNA, 5146 nt
Organism: Rhopilema esculentum
Lineage: Eukaryota; Metazoa; Cnidaria; Scyphozoa; Rhizostomeae; Rhizostomatidae
Biological process (GO): proteolysis
Molecular function (GO): zinc ion binding; metalloendopeptidase activity; serine-type endopeptidase activity
Source: RefSeq, a predicted model, not a curated record
AACCACGUGAAGUUGAAACGUGGUGCCUGCCAUAAAAUAAGUUCGUUCGAAGAAGAGUAGACUUUUGGUGAGAGCAGACGCAAGCACCAUGUUGAUUUCAUUAGGAGCAUGGAUUUUGGGCCUUUGUGCCGUACUGGUUGGGGCAUAUGACCCGAUGGAAAACCCUGACCUGCUUCAAGGGGAUAUGGAAUUAACAGAAGAGCAAAGAAAUGCCUACCUUAAUGGAGAGGCGAAUUCAGCAGUUCCUCUUGCAGCUGUAAAGUCAGGACUUUGGCCUAAAGUUAUUCCUUACGAAGUCGACGAAAAACUUGCUAAAGAGCCGAAAGCAGUAGAAGCAAUAGAUGCUGCAAUCGCCGAGUAUCAUCAGAAAACUUGUCUUCGUUUUGUGAAAAGAAAAAAUGAGCAAGGCUACCUUGAUUUUUACAUGGGUAGUGGUUGCUCCUCGCCAGUUGGAUACUAUGGGCAAAGAAGUGGCAUUUCAUUAUCGGACGGGUGUUGGCACAAGGGCAUUGUCAUGCAUGAAAUUGCACACAGCCUUGGAUUUUACCAUGAGCAGAGUAGGCCAGACAGAGACCAUUACGUUAUCAUUCACUGGGAAAACAUUAAACAAAAUAUGAGGUAUAACUUCCAUAAGCAAAAGGCAUCGAAUAUCGACAGCAUGAGCGUGCCAUAUGAUUACAGAAGCAUCAUGCAUUAUGGUCGCACUGCGUUCGGAAGAGGAAAACUUACCAUUGAAACAAGAGACCCUACGAUGCAGAGAGUGAUAGGAAGAAGAUCAGGGUUCAGUGAUUACGACGUACUGCAAAUGAAUCUGCUUUACAAAUGCCCAGGAUUUACAAGACCACCAAAACAAAGCCUGCCUCCAAUUUCAGAAGUUUCUCCCACCACUGCACCAAUAACAGGAGAUUGCAAGGAUAAGACAUACUCGUGUACAUACUACAAAGAAAGAGGAUACUGUACAAGAGAUAUUUUUGUUCAAUAUAUGAGGGAAAACUGCCCAAGAAUUUGUGGAUUCUGCAAGCCAGGUUCAAUAGAGGCUGGAGGAUUGGCAGUUGGUCUAGAUGGUUGCAUUGACACCAUUACCUUCUGCGAUUUCUACGUGAAGAAGAAUUAUUGCACGCAUCCAAAAUUUGGUGAUUACAUGAAGAGGAACUGUCCUUUGUCAUGCAAGUUUUGCAAGCCAGGUGAAAUUACCCAACCUCCACUUGUUACCAGACCUCCAGUUACAGUUCCUUUUACCACCCCUGAUUGUAUGGAUACAAUUCAUUACUGUGAAUGGUACAUGAAAAAAGGAUACUGCACCGACGAUCGAUUUCAAGACUACAUGAAGAGAAACUGCCCAAAGACGUGCGAGAUUUGCAAACCAGCCACGGCCAAGGCAGAGUCAUUUGCGGAUGCUUGUAUGGACACGAUCCAUUUUUGUGAUUUCUACGUCAGAAAAGGAUACUGCACACACUCCAAAUUUGGGGAUUAUAUGAAGCGAAACUGUCCACUCUCUUGUAAACUCUGCAAGAAAGGCGAAGCAACCCAACCACCACUUGUGACAAAGCAGCCAGUGACAGUGCCAUUCACUACACCAGAUUGCAUGGAUACUAUUCAUUAUUGUAUAUGGUACAAGAAAAGAGGUCAUUGCAGCAACGACCAUUUCAAGGACUAUAUGGAAAAGAACUGUCCAAAAACAUGCGGAUUUUGUAAAGCAGACGGUGCUUCAUAUGGUGCCAGCAAUGCAGAUGCUUGCAUCGACACGAUCCACUACUGCCAAUUUUACAUAAAAAAGCAGUACUGUAACCAUCCUAAGUUUGGUGAAUACAUGAAAAGAAACUGCCCACGAUCAUGUAAAUUUUGCGAACCAGGUGUUGCAACGCAGCCUCCACUUGUUACCAGACCUCCUGUUACAGCUCCAUUUACGACUCCAGACUGUAUGGACACAAUUCACUUCUGCAAAUGGUACAAAAGCAAGGGAUACUGCAAGGACGAAAGAUUUGUUGAUUACAUGACAAAGAAUUGCCCAAAGACAUGCGAAAUUUGCAAACCAGAUGGCCCAGACGCCGGAAACCUUGACUCGGGUGUAUUUGCACCAGGAGAGGAUGCCUGUAUGGACACCAUUCAUUACUGCAACUUUUACGUGAAGAAAGGAUACUGUUCCAGCCCACCAGAUGAUCUUGUUGGAGAUUACAUGAAACGAAACUGCCCAUUCUCGUGCAAGUUUUGCAAAAAAGGUGUAGCAACACAACCACCACUUGUUACAAGGCCGCCAGUCACAGUUCCCUUCACUACCCCAGACUGCAUGGAUACGAUCCACUUUUGCAACUGGUACAAAAUGAAAGGAUACUGUACGGAUGACAGAUUCAUGGACUACAUGACAAGAAACUGCCCAAAAACAUGUGAGAUGUGCAAGCCAGAUGUAUACGCCCCAGGAGAAGAUGCAUGCAUGGAUACCAUUCAUUUCUGCGACUUUUACGUCAAGAAAGGAUACUGUUCCAGCCCACCAGAUGAGCUUGUUGGAGAUUAUAUGAAACGAAAUUGCCCACUGUCAUGCAAGUUUUGCAAGAAAGGCGAGGCAACACAACCACCACUCGUCACCAGACCACCUGUCACAGUACCAUUCACAACCCCAGACUGCAUGGAUACGAUACACUAUUGCAAUUGGUAUAAAAAGAAAGGUUACUGCACAGACGACAGAUUCAUGGACUACAUGACAAGGAACUGUCCCAAGACUUGUGAAAUGUGCAAAGCAGGUGCAUUUGCUCCAGGAGAGGAUGCAUGCAUGGACACCAUUCAUUACUGCAACUUUUACGUCAAGAAAGGAUACUGUUCCAGCCCACCAAAUGAUCUUGUUGCAGACUAUAUGAAACGAAACUGUCCCUUAUCGUGCAAGUUUUGCAAAAAAGGAGAGGCCACGCAGCCUCCACUCGUUACCAGACCUCCAGUGACAGUCCCUUUCACCACACCAGAUUGUAUGGACACCAUUCAUUACUGCGCCUGGUAUAAGCAAAAAGGAUAUUGCACAGAUGACAGAUUCAUGGACUACAUGACAAGGAACUGUCCCAAAACCUGUGAAAUGUGCAAAGCAGGUGCAUUUGCUCCAGGAGAGGAUGCAUGUAUGGACACCAUUCAUUACUGCAACUUUUACGUCAGGAAAGGAUACUGUUCCAGCCCACCAGAUGAACUUGUUGGAGAUUAUAUGAAACGAAACUGUCCCUUAUCAUGCAAGUUUUGCAAAAAAGGAGAGGCCACGCAGCCUCCACUCGUCACCAGACCUCCAAGGACAGUCCCUUUCACCACACCAGCUUGUAUGGACACCAUUCACUACUGCAAAUGGUACAAGCAAAAAGGAUAUUGCACAGAUGACAGAUUCAUGGACUAUAUGACAAGAAAUUGUCCAAAAACUUGCGAGAUGUGCAAAGCAGGUGCAUUUGCCUCAGGAAAAGAUUGUAAGGACAUCGUUCCUAACUGCGAUUUGUACAAGCUAAAUGGAUUUUGCUCAGAUGAAAGAUUCAUAGAGUUUAUGAGAAGAAAUUGUCCAAAAACUUGCGAUAUGUGCAAAUCAGGAGUUUUCGCCCCUGGUGAAGAUGCAUGUAUGGAUACUAUUCACUACUGCGACUUUUAUGUAAAGAAAGGAUAUUGCUCAAGGCCUGAAGGUGGUAUUAUUGGCGAUUACAUGAAACGAAAUUGUCCCUUGUCUUGCAAAUUCUGCAAAAAAGGUGUUGCCACGCAACCACCACUUGCCACCAGACCUCCAGUUACAGUUCCAUUUACAACACCAGACUGCAUGGAUACAAUUCAUUUUUGCGAUUGGUACAAGAAUAAAGGCUACUGCACAGACGAUAGAUUUAUGGACUACAUGUUCCGAAAUUGUCCCAAAACAUGUGAUAUGUGCAAACCAGAUGUAUUUGCAUCAGGAAAAGAUUCCUGUAUUGAUACAAUCGGACACUGUGAUUACUAUGUAAAGAAAGGCUAUUGUACACACAAACGAUACGCCAGCUACAUGAAGCGAAACUGUCCUAAGUCUUGCAAAUUUUGCAAACCAGGUGAAGCAACUCAGCCACCUGUAGUGACAAGGCCACCAAGAACAGUGCCCGUUACAACAUCAGACUGCAUGGACAAAAUUUCUCACUGCAAAUAUUAUCAGAAAAAGGAUUAUUGCACACAACAGUUUGUAAACUACAUGAAACGAAAUUGCCCUAAGACAUGUGGGUUCUGCACUCCAGGAGGUACAAAAAGACCAACAAAUGCCCCAGCAACGGGUGUUGUCACGAAUCCCCCUUCGGCAGGAACAUGUGGAAUGCCAGAUAUUGCUCAAAGUAGAGUUAUAGCGGGUGAAGACGCCAAAAAAGGAGCUUGGCCUUGGCAAAUAUUGAUGUUAUUCAUGAACAGCCCUAUGUGUGGAGGAGCGCUCGUUGCACCAAACUGGGUAGUAACAGCUGCUCAUUGUGUGUCCGGGAAGAGCGCAAUGCGAUUCAAGAUCAGGGUUGGAGAGCAUAAAUUCACAGUUUCGUCAGAAGGGAAGCACCAAGAUAUUCAAGUGCAAAAAGUCAUACCACACCCACAAUACUCAAGACAAACUCUGAACAACGAUAUUGCAUUGAUGAAAUUAUCCUUACCUGUAACAUUUGGGAAAUAUGUGAAACCAGUUUGUUUGCCAGACCACGACCAGGAGGUCCCUAUUGGAACAAAAUGCUUUAUAACAGGAUGGGGAAAGAUAAAGCACCCUGGAAGAAUGCAUCACACUUUGCAGCAAGGGAAAAUGCCGGUUGUGAGCAAUGAUAAAUGUUCUAGUCUUAAUACAAAGAACCUUGGAAUAAAGAUAACGGAAAAUAUGGUCUGUGCGGGUCAUGGCGGUUCUACUAGAGUGAGCGGUUGUCAUGGUGAUAGUGGAGGCCCAUUUGUUUGCCAGACUGGACCUAAUGGCAGCUGGGUUCUUCAUGGUGCAGUCAGCUGGGGAUCUGGACGCUGUGAUGCUACACAGGGCUAUACCGUUUUUGCAAGGGUUUCAAAAUAUAAGAAGUGGAUUGAUCAAAUGAUGGCCAGAAACUAAAUUGCUGCUUUUAUUUUACUUUUCAUUACAAUUCAUAAAUACAAUUGAAAUGAAAUUGAAUGUUAAACAAGAUUUGACUUGAAAACAUCUGACAACUACAAAAUUGAA